Molecule: messenger RNA, 1299 nt
Organism: Verruconis gallopava
Lineage: Eukaryota; Fungi; Ascomycota; Dothideomycetes; Venturiales; Sympoventuriaceae
Exons: 2
Coding region: 107-1102 (331 amino acids)
Biological process (GO): glutathione biosynthetic process
Cellular component (GO): glutamate-cysteine ligase complex
Molecular function (GO): enzyme regulator activity; glutamate-cysteine ligase catalytic subunit binding
Source: RefSeq, a predicted model, not a curated record
UGGUGAAGCCCACCUGUUACCACCGAGAUAACCCCUCCAAAGAACAAACGCCCGUAACACAGCAAUGCCAUUCUCGAGGUAGUAUAGGUCCUGCCAGACACAUAUAAUGAAGCGCUCAUACUCGCCAAAUCCCCCGUUGGGAGGAGCUCUUAAAAGAACGGCGACCCAGCCGUCGACCAUGAAGCUCGUCCUCUCCACCUCCAACAUCAUUACCGGCGACGGCUCAAUACUGAGACCAUCAGGGAGGUCGGACACGGAGCUGACGACGUCAUUGCGAUCGAACUUCAGGUCGGCACGCGACGCUGCGUCGACGGGCGAGGGUCAAGACGUGUCUUACAAGCUGUGGACCACGCAAGAUGGCGACAUCCUGUACAUACCUUCGAUAGAUGCUUCCAACCAGGGCUUGGCGGAAGAGCGUGCGUCGUACGACAUCACCGUCAAACUGUUCUACCUGCCCAACGUUCCGCCUUCGAGAAGAUGUGCUCACACGAAGGAGGCCGUCGACCUCGUGCUGAAAGAGCUCAAGGUGGACAGCAUAGACCUGCUCAUCGUCUCGUUUCCCAACAUAGUAUUUGAUGCCGAAGACGAGUCGGAAGAAGACGAGUUUUCGGACGCUUCGUCCGGCGAUCCCAACGCGCCGGAGGACAUUGCAACCAUGCUGCAGACCUGGCGCACAAUAGAGGGUCUGCACGAGAAGGGCAUAGUAGACAAGCUGGGCCUUGCAGAAUUUGGCACAGGACGCCUAACCCGUAUACUGGCGGAGGCAAAGGUAAGGCCGACCGUAGAUCAGAUCAACGUACGCGAUUGCUGUGUGGUGCCAAAGCCACUGAUCUUGUUCGCCAAGAAAGAGGGCAUAGAGCUGCUUACCCACAGCGAUUGCACGAAUAUCCUACCUCAGGGAACACUGAGGGAACUUUUGGGGCCCGUCGAGAACGGCGUCGGUGUGCUGGCUGCAGGAUCCGAGAAUUUAGCCGUUGCUACCGACGGCUUGAAAGGCGAUAUUGAGCCGCAGUGGGUGGUCAAGUACACAGCUGUGGUGAAGAAUAGAGGCGUCGUGGAGAAUAAAGGCUACUUUGCUGUGGCAGAACUUAAGAAUACAUAAUCGCUACCAAUUAUCCCUUCCAACAAACCGACCAUCCGUCUCUACUUCUGAAGGGCCCUGAAUCAAAUCUAUCGUUACAAAUUUGUGGUCUCGGGGCAUACCUUCUGCAAACACGGCUGUGUCAAUGCUGUCCGGGAGAAUUUUGUAGUCUUUAAGCCAAAUUUAUAACCAUCCCUUUGCCGGUGGAUAUUUGUUGA